GUUUGAAAUGACGUCAUGCAAAGAGCGUCCACACAGUGUUGGCGGCAUAAAGAACUCUUUACGGGAACAAAAGAAAGAACUCAGCGCACGAAGCUUCUGAAGAUGCAGACUGCUAAGAUGGCUGCUGCUGAAGUGGACUCGUACUGUUCUGAUGCAGACAGCGACGUGCCAUUUGUUCUCUAUCGCGACAGGCCAGACUGGAAGGACGUGGAAGCGGUGCCGCAAAACGACGGGCCGAAUCCGGUGGUCCAAAUAUCCUAUUCUGACAAGUUCCGAGAUGUCUAUGAUUAUUUUCGUGCCGUCAUCAGGAGCGAUGAGCGCAGUGAGCGGGCUCUGCAACUGACGAAAGAUGCCGCUGAUCUGAACCCUGCCAAUUAUUCCGUCUGGCACUACCGCCGUGUGCUCCUUCAGUCUCUCAAGAAGGACCUCUGGGAGGAGAUGGGAUUCAUCAAGCAGGUCAUUGAGGAACAUCCAAAGAACUACCAAGUCUGGCACCACAGGCGGGUCCUUGUGGAGUGGCUCAACGACCCCUCGGAGGAGCUGGCCUUCACCGCCUCCAUCCUGCGCGCCGACGCCAAGAACUACCACGCCUGGUCCCACCGCCAGUGGGUGCUGGGCGCCUACGAGCUGUGGGGGGAGGAGCUGUUGUUCGUGGACCGGCUCUUGGAGGACGACCUGAGGAACAACUCGGCCUGGAACCAGCGGUACUUUGUCAUCAGCAACACGGGUGGCUUCAUGGGCGAGGUCUUGGCCAGAGAAGUUAAGUACACGCAAGACAUGAUCAACAAGGCUCCCAACAACGAAAGCGCAUGGAAUUACCUCCGAGGGGUGCUCGCGGAUACCAGCAUGAACGACUUCCCCGGGUUGUCCGACUAUUGCCAGGGAAUGUUUGACGGCAACAUCCGGUCGCCGUACCUGCUGGGCUUCAUCAUCGAAAUGCAGGAGGAGUUACUGGAAGAAGGAAAAGGAGACGAACAAGUCCUGCACAAGGCCACCGAGUUGUGUGAGAUGUUGGCUGAGCAGUUUGACCCAAUCAGGCGCGAGUACUGGAACUACGUCUCGAGAUCGCUGCAACUGCGAUUUGGCAAAAGUCGUCCAGGGGAACCCGAGACCCAUUGAUCUCCUCAAUUCCCAUCCCCCCCGACACGAGGAGCGAUGUUUUUUCUUAGCCAGGGACUCGACAACUCACAGUGGACUUUCAUGUACAGAGCUACGGGACAAAUCUGGACUGCCCUCGGACCACGGCGGUGCUUUCCUGAAAUGUUCAAAUUGUCCUUCAUGUCCCAGUGUGGAAAGUGUACGUGCCUCUAUCAUGUAGUUGUCCUUGCUCAUGCUCAAAAAGUGUCAUGUAAAAAGUAAGUGCAUUGUAUUUUCAAAUUGUACACCUGCUUCAGAUGAAGCGACGUGAACAUGUACGUUGUUGCUUCUACACUUGCAUAUACACCUGUAUUGUAAAACGAGGAUGUUGUUAAGUGUUUCGGGCAUUUCCUUUUCUGUUGCCGAAAUUUGUGUGUGCUUCCCUGCCAAGCGUAUUGUUCGGGAGAGAGAAAUGACUUUUUCAGGGAUUGACAACUGUGCACAUGCCCAAGCACGGACCACAAGUUCAUCUGAUUUGGAUUUGUGACAUGCCCUGAGAAAGAAGCCGAGAGAGCCUCGGUACACGCAGGCCGGUCUGCAUUUAGACUAGUCCAGUGUUGGCAAAGUCCGAUGGGCUUGGUAAAAGUUUUUAGAGCUUCAGUUAGCCAUGUAUCUGCAUGCAAAUUAAAGUUGCUUUCCCGGCAAUAUCCAAGAACCAGAUAUAUCACUCAUUGCCUAUAUUUUCUCCCUCUGUCGUACAUUGAUCAGAGCAUUGCUUUGGGACUUUUCAUCUGCAGUGCUCAACACAUCUAUGUGUCUUGGUUUGUCCUUUUUUUUUUCCCCCAAGAAAUUUCGAGGAUAUUUGUGGUAAUCUGUGGACGAUGUGACCUCUUGAGCCAAAAUGUUGGUUGUCACAAAAUUACACGGACAAAAUAUGAAUACACGUAAAUGUAUUAUCAAAUUUAUAUUCACUACUCCAAAAGUUUGAAUCUAAAUACCUUCGCGAAACUUUGACACAAAAAGACAUUUUUGGAACGAGUUUGUUAACAUAUGAACACUUUAUUGCCAUGCUGAUCAGACUAUUUGUACAUGAUACUUAAUUUAGGCUUGCACUGACCCAUCAGAAUACGAAAUGAAGUAUGGAAAUGCAAGGCAUCUGUUAAGAAAAUCCACAGGUAUCUGAUUGGUUGGUAAAUCCAAACUAUAAUACGCCAUUGGCCAGUUUCUCUAUCUUAGUGAAAUACUUGGGCCUAGUCACCUCAUAAAGACAGUGGUUGUCAUUACAGUGGUUUCAUUACAACAAGUGACAACUCUGUCAUUUCAUGUCUAGGUUCAAACUGCUAGAAAAUAGGAAAGACAUGUUUGGGAAAUGGCAAUCCUCAAAUUUUGAAGGGACCAAAAAAAAAUUUUCUGUGUGUUGUUGCUCUACCGUAGAGGAAAGAAGGAUUCCUGUCCACUUACAACCAGAGAAAUACUGCUCUGUUGGAGACUUACUCUUAAAAUGUAUUUAUCAAACAAAACACUUUGGGGUAUUAAAAGCAAAAGAAGUGUGACUUCAUGAGUAGAUACUCUGUCAAUGUGGUUACUGUCGGUGAAAAUGAUAAGAAAUUAAAGGUUUCACACUAAACAUCAUUGGUCGAUGCAUCUAUUUCUACAGUACAACGAACUACAGUACAAUACAAAAGCAGAAAAAAGUCGAGUA
Acanthaster planci (crown-of-thorns starfish) is the source of this 2779-nucleotide messenger RNA. RefSeq names its product farnesyltransferase, CAAX box, alpha (gene fnta). Gene Ontology annotation, biological process: protein geranylgeranylation; protein farnesylation. NCBI's taxonomy places the organism in Eukaryota, Metazoa, Echinodermata, Asteroidea, Valvatida, Acanthasteridae. Gene Ontology annotation, cellular component: cytoplasm; CAAX-protein geranylgeranyltransferase complex; protein farnesyltransferase complex. Gene Ontology annotation, molecular function: CAAX-protein geranylgeranyltransferase activity; protein farnesyltransferase activity. The record is from RefSeq and is a predicted model, not a curated record.